Molecule: messenger RNA, 1054 nt
Organism: Dendrobium catenatum
Lineage: Eukaryota; Viridiplantae; Streptophyta; Magnoliopsida; Asparagales; Orchidaceae
Product: protein IRREGULAR XYLEM 15
Exons: 1
Coding region: 58-978 (306 amino acids)
Biological process (GO): xylan biosynthetic process
Source: RefSeq, a predicted model, not a curated record
CUUCCCUUCCCUUCUCCCCCUUCUCCUCCUCUCUCUCCUCGCCUUCCUCUCGACACCAUGAAGUCCUUCUCAAACACGAGACUCAUCCUUCUCCAUCCAUCCCUUACCAAGCACAACCCAACUCCCUUCUCCCCCAACCGCCUCUGCGUCCUCGCUUUCAUUUCUUUCUUCGCCUUCGUCUUCCUCCUUACCCUUUUAUCCGGCCGCGAAACUCCAGCCCGUCGCCCCAACCUCUUUCCGAGCCCCACCACCCCGAUCCCUUCCUCCGGUCCCGCCCCGUACCUCUUCGACGCCCUGAUUCACUACGCGGCUCAGUCAACCGCCGGCCUAAUGCCCGACCGCGAUCUCCGCUCCAUAGCCAAUCUGCUUCGCCAACGAGCGCCGUGCAAUCUUCUAAUAUUCGGUCUCGGCCCGGAAAGCCUGCUUUGGCGGGCGCUGAACCACGGCGGACGUACCGUCUUCAUAGACGAGAACCAAUACUACAUUGCCCACUACGAGGAGCGGAAUCCCGGCCUCGAAGGCUACGACGUGGCUUACACAACCAAAGUGAGCGAGCUCAAAGAGUUAUUAGCAGAGGUACGGGUUCAGAUACGCAGCGAGUGCCGGCCGGUUCAGAAUCUACUUUUCUCUGACUGCCGGCUAGGCAUCAACGAUCUGCCGAACCAUAUCUACGAUGUGGCGUGGGACGUAAUCGUUGUGGAUGGACCGCGAGGGUAUUCUCCGGAGAGUCCUGGAAGGAUGUCAAGCAUAUAUACGGCGGCGGUGCUGGCGCGCUCUAGGGGAGAGGGGGCAACCGAUGUGCUGGUACAUGACUACGAGCGCGAGGUGGAGAAAGUUUGUAGCGGUGAGUUUCUUUGUCGGGAGAAUCUGGUCGGUGCUGACGGCCAGCUCGCGCAUUUCGUUAUUCGUGGAGGGGAGGCUGCUCGGAAGGAUGAUUUCUGCUUCAACCGGACAGCCACCGCCGCGGUGGCCUUGUAGCUUCUUGUAUAAUUUGCUGUUUUUUUUUUUUUUUAAAUGAGGGUGAUAAAAUGAAAGGUAUGUAAUUGGAAUUAAU